CGCGUGGGUACCACCACCUGCCUCAGGAAGUGUGGGAGAUGGGGACAAGGACGGUGUCAGAUCAAGGGUUCCGCGCUCUGAGUUUAGGGAGCUAGUUGCUGUCGGUCUUGGGUCUCACACAGGUGGGAUGGCUCUAAGGGGAGCCACAAAUCCAGGAGUCGAAUCUUGGGCGGCGGGGGGGUGGGGGGGUGGGGAUGACGUUUCUCUAGUGAGAGCUCCAUCAGGUUAGAGUUCAAGGAGAUGGUAUCUCACGGGGUCAAAGGCUGGCAAGGUCAUAGGAUUAGUGGGCUCUCAGGCUGGUGACAGAUGAGCAGCGUCUUUUGAUUUCCUGUUGUCAUGCGUGCUCCUCUCUUGACCAGAGGGAGCCUAGUCACCAUGGAGGACCCGCUUCCCGAACAGACCAUGGAGCAGCUGGAUUCGGCAAAAGAGAGGAGUCCCCGCAGUGCAGGAGGCGACAUCCGUGAGCCAUCUGGGGUCCCUGAGUGCACCCGCUGCCUCACCCUUGCCAAUUCCAAGUUCCAGCAGCGCCACAUGGAGCGGGAGCACCCAGCUGACUUCGUGGCCCAGAAGCUGCAGGGGGCGCUCUUCACCUGCUUCACCUGCGCCCGCUCCUUCCUCUCCUCCAAGGCCCUGAUCGCCCACCAGCGCAGCCACAGUCCUGCUACCAGGCCCUCCCUGACGGUUGUACCCACCAUUGCCCAGACCACCUUCCCCUGCCCUGAUUGUGGCAAGACCUUUGGGCAGGCCGCUUCUCUGAGGUGGCACCGCCAGGUGCAUGAAGCUCGCUUCCCUCCUGGCCCCUUUGCCUGCACUGAAUGUGGGCAGGACUUUGCCCAGGAAGCUGGGCUGCAUCAACACUACAUCUGGCGUGCCCGUGGGGACCUCUGAGUGCAGCUUCAGCCCUCCCCAGGGCAAAGGGGGCUCUGUGGUUGGUGGGACCUUUAAUAAUGGGAUGGGCCCUUAGAGGAAUUUGAUGGAAAGGCAAAGGGCUCCUGAUAAAUAGAACCCAGAAUAUGCUCUUUAGAGCUUCAGUCCUUGGAGGACAGAAAGGCCUUUGGUGAAAUCAGACAAUCGAGAGAUCUUUUGUUAAAAAAUAUAUGUAAGAGGGAAAAUUAUUUUUAUCUCCCUCAUUCCCACUUAAGUAGUUUGAAAUCACAAGCAGCUGUGGAUUGUGUAAUCACCUUUAAUUCUUCCCAGAUGGAUGCCAUGGGCCUUAGGAGCAAAUUGCCCUAGCUUUGUGCCUGACUGGGGGCCGGGAAGGUGAGUGUUGCUGGCCUGUGAAGCCACCAGAUGGGUCCCAGACAUGGAGCAGCUCCAGCCUUUGGGGAUGGGCAGCAAAGUUAGGAGCUGUACUGAGUAAUGUGGGGGUGCAGUUCAAAUCUGUCUUCUCCCGACCCUCUCCCAGCCUUUCCCACUCGAGGGGCCAUGGCAUUGGGUGGCUUUGUCCUCCCACCCCAGAUAAUUUAAAUAAUUUUAUGCACCAUUUUGGUCAUGGGAUAUUUUGUAUAUGUUAGGUGACAUGAAUAAACUAACAGAAAUAGUAUCUAAAAACAGAAAAGCUCUACAUUAAGAUAGCUAAACAAGGAACUCUGGUUUUUCAGCAGAAAUCCCCAGAGUACAUAAGAAGGGCAUGAGGAACGGGAUAUCAGGCCGUAGCCCUAUGAGGAAACUGGUUUGGAAUCAAACAGAGAUACCUUCUGUCUCCUGUUGUAGUUGGCCAACAUUGGGAGAUUUCCCAUUAAGAUCCUAUUUUCAGCUCUUGAAAAGCCCAUCCUUAGCUGAGUGGCCAAUUUAACUCCUUGCAUUACCUGCCCUGC
Myotis davidii is the source of this 1817-nucleotide messenger RNA. RefSeq names its product zinc finger protein 576 (gene ZNF576). The record is from RefSeq and is a predicted model, not a curated record. Gene Ontology annotation, cellular component: nucleus. Gene Ontology annotation, molecular function: RNA polymerase II transcription regulatory region sequence-specific DNA binding; DNA-binding transcription factor activity, RNA polymerase II-specific. Lineage: Eukaryota; Metazoa; Chordata; Mammalia; Chiroptera; Vespertilionidae. Gene Ontology annotation, biological process: regulation of transcription by RNA polymerase II.